AUGCGCCGCUCCUACCUCGACUACGCCAUGAGCGUGAUCGUGUCGCGCGCGCUGCCCGAUGCGCGCGACGGCCUGAAGCCGGUGCAGCGCCGCAUCCUCUACGCGAUGAAGGAAGGCGGCUACGACUCGACGCGGCCCUUCCGCAAGUCGGCGCGCAUCGUCGGCGACGUGAUGGGCAAGUAUCACCCGCACGGCGACAGCGCGAUCUACGACGCCAUGGUGCGCAUGGCGCAGGACUUCUCGAUGCGCCUGCCGCUGAUCUCGGGGCAGGGCAACUUCGGCUCGAUGGACGGCGAUCCGCCGGCUGCGAUGCGUUACACCGAGGCGCGUCUCGCCACGGUCGCCGAGACGCUGCUCGAGGACAUCAACAAGGACACCGUCGAGUUCCAGCCGAACUACGACGAGCGCGAGAGCGAGCCGACGGUGUUGCCGGCGGCCUAUCCGAACCUGCUGGCCAACGGCGCCGGCGGCAUCGCGGUGGGCAUGGCGACCAACAUCCCGCCGCACAAUCUCGGCGAGCUGAUCGAUGCCUGCCUGGCGCUGAUCGCCAAUCCCGAGCUGACCGUGCCGCAGCUCAUGGAAUACGUGCCGGGUCCUGACUUCCCGACCGGCGGCAUCAUCCUCGGCCGCAAUGGCAUCCGUGCCGGUUUCGAGCUCGGUCGCGGCUCGAUGAUCAUGCGGGCCAGGACCAACAUCGAGACGAAGGCCGGCGGCCGCGAAUCGAUCGUCGUCACCGAGAUUCCGUACCAGGAGAACAAGGCCCGGCUGCACGAGCGCAUUGCCGAAGUCGUGCGCGACAAGAAGGUCGAGGGUAUCUCCGAGAUUCGCGACGAGAGCGACAGGGACGGCGUGCGGCUGGUCAUCGACCUGAAGCGCGAUGCCAUGGCCGACGUCGUGCUCAACCAGCUCUAUCGCUUCACGCCGUUGCAGACGAGCUUCAGUGUCAACGCCCUGGCGCUCGACGGUGGCCGCCCGAAGCUGAUGAGCCUCAAGGAGCUGCUCGAGGCCUUCAUUCGGUUCCGCGCCGAAGUGCUCACCCGGCGCACCCGUUUCGAACUCAACCAUGCGCGCGACCGUGCCCAUGUGCUGGUCGGUCUGGCGAUCGCCGUCGCCAACAUCGACGAAGUGAUCGAAAUGAUCCGCCGCUCGCCCGAUCCGAACGUGGCGCGCGAGCGCUUGAUGGCCAAGGAUUGGCCGGCUGCCGACGUGAAGCCGCUGAUCGACCUGAUCGCCGAGCCCGGUCGUGAAGUGUCGGCCGAGGGAACCUACCGGCUGUCCGAGGUGCAGGCCCGCGCGAUCCUCGAGCUGCGGCUGCAGCGCCUGACCGGAUUGGAGCGCGACAAGAUCGCCGAAGAGCUGACCGAAGUCGCAAAGCUGAUCGAGGGUUAUCUCGAGCUGCUGGGCGACCGCGACAAGCUGUUCGCGCUGAUGGCCACGGAGCUUGUCGAGAUCAAGGACAAGUACGCCACGCCCCGCCGCACCGAGAUCCUCGACAACGAGUUCGAGCAGGACAUCGAGGACCUGAUCCAGCGCGAGGACAUGGUCGUCACGGUGACCCAUGGCGGCUACGUGAAGCGCGUGCCGGUCUCGGCCUAUCGCGCGCAGCGCCGCGGCGGGAAGGGCCGUUCGGGCAUGUCGACGCGCGAGGACGAUUUCGUAUCGAGCCUGUUCGUGGCCAAUACGCAUACGCCGAUGCUGUUCUUCUCCAGCCGCGGCAUCGUCUACAAGCUCAAGGUCUGGCGGCUGCCGCUCGGCGCCCCGCAGGCGCGCGGCAAGGCCUUCGUGAACCUGCUGCCGCUCACCGAGGGUGAGACGAUCAGCACGGUCAUGCCGAUGCCGGAGGACGAGGCGAGCUGGGCGACGCUCAACGUCAUGUUCGCCACCGCGCGCGGCGGCGUGCGGCGCAACGAGCUCGGCGAUUUCGUGAACGUGAACCAGAACGGCAAGAUCGCCAUGAAGUUCGAGGGCGAGGAUGCCGGCGACCGCCUGAUCGGCGUCGGCGUCUGCAGCGAGGACCAGGACGUGCUGCUGGCGACGCGCCAGGGCCGCGCCAUGCGCUUCCCGACCGACAAGGCCGACCGCGACCGCAUCACGGUGGUGCCGUUCGAGGGGCUGCUGAUCCACUUCGCCCGCGACGUGAAUGCCUCGGUCAUCAUCCGCGGACUGCGGGCGGUCUCGGACUUCGAAUACGAGAUCCAGAUGGCCAACAUGAAUGCCCGCAUGGAGCCUGCGAUCGAGACCAUCUUCCUGAUGGCUUCGGACCGGCACCAGUUCAUCGCCUCGUCGCUGGUGAAGGAUAUUGCCCGGCUGGGCGGGGAUACCUCCCAGUUCGUGUCCAAGAAGGUGUUCGAGCGCCUCAAGGCCAAAUUCAGCAAGAAGUGA
Ostertagia ostertagi is the source of this 2382-nucleotide messenger RNA. The record is from the annotation of a GenBank genome assembly. NCBI's taxonomy places the organism in Eukaryota, Metazoa, Nematoda, Chromadorea, Rhabditida, Trichostrongylidae.